AAAUCAUAUCCGCCCUUUCCCUACCCCGCCCGGCCCGAGUGCCCCCGUGGGUAGGCCCGCUGGAGGAACACGUCAUCCACACCCCCCCUCCGCCGUCUGGGACCCCGCUCUCGCCUCCCCAAACCUGGCGCCUCGUGGGACGGUCCUUUACGCCCCGGAACCGUACCCUAGACAGGGGGCCUCGCUGUGUCCACGCUCCUGUGACAGGCUCCUGGCACCCCUUCUUCCAAAAGCCCACCCACCCACCUUCGCGGUGCCAGCUCCCCUACCCCCACAACCCAGUCACCCCUACGUCCACUCCCGAGAUCGCCAGCCCUCUCCCCAGUUCGAACGCCCCGUCCUCGGUGACCCAAGACCCCUUAGGUGACGACCACCCCGUGCCUCCGAGGCCCGCCCUGGAGCCGGAGACCCCGCCCCGGGCUCGCCAUCUGGAGGGCGACGGAGGAAGGAAGGAUACGGACCCAGGCGUUCACCCCACCUCCACCCCCCGCCCCCGACAUCCCGGCCAGAUAAAGGAGCCGAGGCCAAAAGGGGAGCGCGGCCCCACCCCCCGGAGAAGAGGAGCGGCAGCCCCUGCAGGACGGGGGCCUGGCCGCGAUGGGAUCCGCCGCGGCCCCGGAGCGGGCGCUGGGCUACGUCCGCGAGUUCACGCGCCACUCCUCCGACGUGCUCGGCAACCUCAACGAGCUGCGCCUGCGCGGGAUCCUCACCGACGUCACGCUGCUGGUUGGCGGGCAACCCCUUCGAGCCCACAAGGCGGUGCUCAUCGCCUGCAGCGGCUUCUUCUACUCAAUCUUCCGAGGCCGUGCAGGAGUCGGGGUGGAUGUGCUCUCCCUGCCCGGGGGCCCCGAAGCCGGAGGCUUCGCUCCUCUUCUGGACUUUAUGUACACGUCGCGCCUGCGCCUCUCUCCGGCCACCGCACCAGCCGUUCUCGCGGCUGCCACCUAUUUGCAGAUGGAUCAUGUGGUCCAGGCGUGCCACCGCUUCAUUCAGGCCAGCUACGAACCUCUGGGCAUCUCCCUGCGGCCCCUGGAGGCAGAGCCCCCCACGCCCCCAACGGCCCGUCCACCAGGCAGUCCCAGGUGCUCCGAAGGGCACCCAGACCCACCUACUGAGUCUCGCAGCUGCAGUCAAGGCCUCCCCAGUCCAGGCAGCCCCGACCCCAAGGCCUGCAACUGGAAAAAAUACAAGUUCAUCGUGCUAAACUCUCAGGCCUCCCAAGCAGGGAGCCUGGUUGGGGAGAGGAGUUCUGGUCAACUUUGCCCCCAAGCUGGGCUCCCCAGUGGAGAUGAGGCUUCCAGCAGCAGCAGUGGCAGCGAAGAAGGACCCAUUCCCGGUCCCCAGAGCAGGCUCUCUCCAACUGCUGUACAGUUCAAAUGUGGGGCUCCAGCCAAUCCCCCCCAUCUCACACCCCGGGCCCAAGAAGCCACUGCAUCAUCUCCCUGCGGGCGGUCUCGUCCACCACCAGGAAGUGAAUUUUUCAGCUGCCAGAACUGUGAAGCUGUGGCUGGGUGCUCAUCGGGGCUGGACCCCCUGGCUCCUGGGGAUGAGGACAAGCCCUACAAGUGUCAGCUCUGCCGGUCUGCCUUCCGCUACAAGGGCAACCUGGCCAGUCACCGCACGGUGCACACAGGUAGCACAUCUGCGCGCGCACGUGCUGAUCCACACCGGGGAGAAGCCCUAUCCUUGCCCCACGUGCGGGACUCGCUUCCGGCACCUACAGACCCUCAAAAGCCACGUUCGCAUCCACACGGGGGAGAAGCCUUACCACUGCGACCCCUGUGGCCUGCAUUUCCGGCACAAGAGUCAACUGCGGCUGCAUCUGCGCCAGAAACACGGAGCUGCUACCAACACCAAAGUGCACUACCACAUUCUGGGGGGGCCCUAGCCGAGCAACAGCCCGGCCCCAGUCACUUUCUGGAAGCCAGGGAAGCUGCUGGCCCACCCCUGGCUUCUCUGUCAGAUUUGGGCAUGGAGGUGUGCAAGGCCCCUCCGUUCUCAGAAACUGCCUCCACCUUCAUUUCUCACUGGGGAGAGCAGGGGUGGCAGAUCAGGAUUCGAUCUGCCUCUGUUUUGCUGGUCAAAACCUCUUCCCCACAAUCAAUUGUUUCUGAGGAGAGAGCAAGCUAGGAACUGGGGAGGGAAAAGGCUGGAGGCCUGGUUUUCGUAAGGGAACAGUCCUCUACCUGCAAUCCCCAUCUCAUUCAGUUUAUCUGUAAAUAUAAUUUAUUGAGGCCUUUGGGUGGCACCCGGGCCUUCAUUCUAUUGCAUUUCCUAGCUCCCUCUUCCUAGUGUGAUCGGUGACCUGAGACACAGAAUGUGAGGUCACAGCUCUGCUGGCAGAGAUUAGCACUUGGCUUGAGUGUUUUAUGUUAUUGUUGCCAUAACUUCUAACUUUAGAAUUGCUCUUUCUCCUAUUUUUUUGCUUGUUGGUUUGUUUAAAAUGGAGAAAGGGGUUCUCUGUGUCCUGCCCCUCCGAUUCUAGGUCUGGAACCUCUAUUUGUCCGAGGGCAGCUCUGGGAACAUGUGGGUUUGUGGAACUGGGUCAGGAACCCUCUCUGGAUUCUGGAUAUUCUAGGUUCUCUAGCAGGCUAGAACUGGAUAGACGUUUCUCUGUUCUGCAAGGGCUAUGGGACCUUUAAGGUGAGCCUGAAAUGCAGGUAAUAAAUGCCUCCUGAGGGCUGUGGGUGUGGGGCUUUGUCAGUCUUGGAACUGGGGGGAUGGUUGGAGAGGCUUUUUCUUAGACACCUAACUGUCCCAUUCACCUGCUCCCCUAGGUUUGCUUCGGCUGUGUCUGUCAUGAUGGAGCUCACAACCCUCCCACUAGGGCCUGUUGUCAGCACUGAGUUCUGAAAUUCCUCAUUAGAGAUGAUGCCGCCUUUUCUGACUCUGCCCCACCUCUAAGAAUGUUAUGACCUACGGGAGAGUUAUGAAACUCUUCAUCUUAAACUCUUUAUCUUGACCAGUCCUUUGAUGCAAAGGCAUCUGGGCUUGAAUGUCUCUUGGGGUUCUCUCUACCUGAGACAAACUCCUUCUUCUCUCAGUGGGUUUUUGGACAUGUUCUGGCAAAUGUCCAGAUUCCAGAAACUUCUUUGCCUCUAGAAGCCACAGGUGCUUGGUAACUUUCUUAUCUUAGAAAAGCUGGGUCUGUGACCUGGUCUUCCCAUCACUGUAUUCCUGUCCGGAACAGUGAAUGCACUAGGACCUUCCACAGGGAGAGUAAAGGGGCUGAGUUCCAUUUGGAGUUUGAUAUAGUUUGGGAUUAUGAUUGGGAUUACUGUUGGGGUUAGAGGUUUAGAAGAUUUAAAAGAUUGACUGACUGACUGAUGGACCUUCUAGUGGACCAAGUAUCCAGGUAGAAUUUAGAGGCUGGUUGAGGGGUACAGUUUCUGGUGUAGGUCAAGGAGGUAGAAAGUUAGGAAUGGGGGUGCCUCUUAACUGGACAGAAGGUCUGGAAUGUUAGACGAUGCUCUGAAGCCUUGACUUACAGUCCCACCCCUUUUGCCAUGGAGCCUAUUUGGUUAUGGAGCAUGGGGAAGAGAGGAAGAAGAGCUUUGAAUUUGUGGGGUAGAGCUUCCCCAAGAUAGGUCAGUACUAGUGGUUGUCAUUUGGAAACUGGUGAGAAAGCUACUCUUUACCCUCUUACUCCCCACUGCAGACUUGCAGGAAGAGAGCGGAAGAGAGAUGCGAGGAGGAACCAUGGUUUUUAUUUUAUUUUAUUUUAUUUUUUAGCAGUCUGGAUGGGCAGGUGGAGAGUGCCUAGGGGUGGAGAUGUUAGAUCUUGCAAGAUCAGAAUCAUGGAAUAAAGAAGCCUCUCUGUGCUGC
Myotis myotis is the source of this 3825-nucleotide messenger RNA. It is a transcript of the gene BCL6B, whose product is annotated as BCL6B transcription repressor. The transcript is spliced from 8 exons. Gene Ontology annotation, cellular component: nucleus. The record is from RefSeq and is a predicted model, not a curated record. Gene Ontology annotation, biological process: regulation of transcription by RNA polymerase II; positive regulation of gene expression. NCBI's taxonomy places the organism in Eukaryota, Metazoa, Chordata, Mammalia, Chiroptera, Vespertilionidae. Gene Ontology annotation, molecular function: protein binding; DNA-binding transcription factor activity, RNA polymerase II-specific; RNA polymerase II cis-regulatory region sequence-specific DNA binding. Bases 598 to 2130 code for a protein of 510 amino acids.